Ylistrum balloti is the source of this 2309-nucleotide messenger RNA. RefSeq names its product neural cell adhesion molecule L1-like protein. The record is from RefSeq and is a predicted model, not a curated record. The transcript has 15 exons. NCBI's taxonomy places the organism in Eukaryota, Metazoa, Mollusca, Bivalvia, Pectinida, Pectinidae. Gene Ontology annotation, biological process: cell-cell adhesion.
AUGUGGUCUCUAAUCCUGCUGCUUCUGGGUAGCAGUUUAUCAUUAGGCCAAAAUGAGUGGGAAUUGGAGAACUUGAUAAAGAAACCCCCAUCAAUGACCUCCAGCUUCCAACAAGAAUAUGCCGUUGCCGAUAAAGGCAAGGUUGAGUUCAUUGUGAGCUGCCAAGCUAGUGGAAACUGAACAUACACAUGGCAAGUGGACGGCAGGGAAAUUAAUAACCAUAUGUACAGAAAUUUGUAUCCAAAUGGCACUCUCUUUAUCAGUGUUUCCAAUGACACUUUUAGUCCCUACGGUGUUUAUCAGUGUUUCGCUACAAACUCCUUGGGAUCAGCCAUGUCCACGAAGUUCACUCUCAUGAAGCCUCGGCUGACUGUAUUUGAACGCCAGAAACGUCAGGAGAAAGCUGUUACGGAGUAUAAUUACGGAGUGAUUGAGUGUGAUAGACCACCUAUUUGCAAACCGGAUUGGGCUUGUUCUACAAACUGGAAAAUGGGCAGUGGACCAACAGACACUGUUAAUAUCGGUGAUCGUAUUGCUAUUGGUAAAGAUGGUUCACUUCAUUUCCUGUAUCUCCUAAGAACCGAUCAGCUAGAUUCAGGAGAAGCUUAUGCCUGUGCAACUAGGAAUAAUGUUAUGACCUUCACUGCUGACGGUAGCCCAACUGCACUAAGCAUCACCCAAGUAGAAAACAAACCAUUCCAUAGUUUGAAGGGACGAAAUUCUUUUGGAGCAACAGGCACAAUAGGGAAGUCGGCUACACUUGAGUGCAUCUUUUCUGGCUAUCCUCUGCCUUAUGCCAUCAAAUGGUACCGUUCUGAUACUGAAGUUGUUCCUGGAAAUGAUGGAAAGUAUGUGUUAGAGAACAGCCAAAGGCAGCUUAAGAUCAACGACCUGAUAUCAGAGGAUGAAAGUGAAUACUCCUGUAUAGGCUUCCAGGCAAGCACAAACGACAUAAUAAAAAGAACAAUGAAGGUGUACCUUAACGUGACAGGACCACCACAGCCGCUUCCAAAUCAGAUGCAAAAUGUUGUGAAACCUGUGGGAUCUGAUAUCAAGUUUUCCUGUAAUACCACCUCUCUUCAUAAUGAGUUACCUCCUGUUGGUCCUAUAUGGUACUUCAACGGGAAGGAAAUCCCAAACGCUGAUAUUAUGGGUUUCGAAAUCAACUUUGAAUCUGAUGGCGUAGUUCUAGUCAUCAAAAAUAUCCAGAAAAGGUAUACUGGCAGUUUCCAGUGCAUGUCAUACAACAGUGAAGGAACUUUCAUGAGGGAUGCAAUUCUCGUCAUUAUAGAUCCCAUCACAAUUGAUUUGUCUCCUCCUGCCACCAUGGAGAUCUUACCUGAGACGGUACAAUACCUGGCAGUGUCAGCCACAACAGAUCCGAAGUUCACUCUCAAGUACAGCUGGUCCUUCAUCAACUCCAAUGGUGACUCAUUCUAUAACACAAAUUCUGGCACCAACUUCCCAGAACAGUUGAAACUUUCCGCAGACAGACAGAAUCUAACACUGGAUGGCAGCAAACUAGCUAACGGAGAUAUCUACACAAUUGUUGGUUCUUAUGCUGUGCGUGUCUUCCAUGAGUAUGACGAAGUCAUUUAUACUACAGAAGUAACUACUGAUGACAACAUUAAAGCCGCUCCUGUUGAGACAAGUUCUGCCGGAGGUUUCAAUCCCAUCAUCAUUGCUAUCAUCCUUGGAGUAAUCGUCCUAUUCAUUGUUAUCUUCCUCAUUGUCUGCCUUCUCUACAGAAAUAGAGGCGGUACCUACCCACUGGAUAAGAAAGAGUUGGCUGCUGGACAUGACCCAGAGAAGGAGUUGGCCGACAGUGGUUUCCAUGACCUCUCCAGAGCGGAUGGUUUUGAUGAUGUGAAGCCUAUAAACGAUAGAAUGUCCCUUAACGACAGUGAUAAGGACUACGAUAGUGACGAUGACCUGGACCAGGAAUACGGCAUGGACUUUGAUACAUCAAAGUUCAACGAGGACGGCUCUUUCAUCGGCCAGUACACAGAUAGUAAACGCCAUCCUACUAACCAGUCAGUUGUUUAAGAGAGGACACUGAAUAGGGAAUCCUACCUAUGUUUACAUACCUGACAUUUUGCCUAUUUGGAGAAGAAUUGGACAAGUAUAAUGGCAAUUUUUACUAGGUCUUUGGAAAAAAAGAUGUUAGGAAGAGUCAUCUCCAGUCAUCGCACUGAUCUGAACAUAUCUUAGAAGAUGUUAACUGGUGCAAGACAGAUUUAUUUUUCUAAACAGAAUAACAUUUUGAGUUUCAACGAUAAUGUGUUCAUUUCUUUCUGUAGUCACGUCGA